GGUGCUUCCGGGAGAAGGCCAAGGGAAAAGGUGGGACUUCUCGGAGGAAGCCGCCGAGGGUACUGGAGAGCCUCAAGCCCUUCCAGUGGUAGCAGAGGAGGACGAGGAGGAGCCUGAAGUGGCUCUGAUUCGCAAGCGUAAGGGCAAGAUGAUUGCCCAGGACGAGCCGAAGAGGCCUCGGAGGGCCGACACUCCUGCUCAUGGCCUAGACGGCGGGGUUUCCCCGAUGGAGGAAAAUCCUGCUCCUCCUCACAUUGAUCUUACCCCGAUUCCGAGGGAUGAGGUGAGGCAGGAGCUUCGCAUAGCCAAACACAACUACGCUAUGGACGAGUACUCCCGGGGGUAUGCCGAGGUGGAGGCCCUUAGGAGGAUUCUGUGAGCUGAGGUUGAGGCGAGCAUCAACCAUCCGGACUAUCAUGAUCCAUGGAACCUCAACCUGGACCCCUUAACGGACUGGUUCCGUCCCCUCCUAGGGCCCACUUUUGCUCCCUUUGCCGCGGAAAUGACCGGUGAGUUCGCUUCUCAGCUUACACGCUGCGCGCCCAAGCGGUUUGCCACUUGUGCCUCCUUGAACUCUAUCUUCCAGGUCCAGGACCUCAGCCAUUCCCUCACAGUACUUGCUGCUGAGGCUGGUCGCCUCUCCAGGAACAUCAUAAACCAUGGCUUCGCUCUGUCCGACUUUGGGGACAUGAACGACGUCAGGAAGGUCCUCCAAGACCUCACAGCGGAGAGGCAGAUCUACCAGGAGGCGGCCGAGCGCCAGGAGGCAGCGGCCAAGGCCAAGGAAGAGAAGGCCAAGGCCAAGGAAGAGGAGGCAUCUCGACAAUGGUAUGAAAAACUAAGCACAACUCUUCUCGAAUAA
Molecule: messenger RNA, 862 nt
Organism: Cannabis sativa
Lineage: Eukaryota; Viridiplantae; Streptophyta; Magnoliopsida; Rosales; Cannabaceae
Exons: 3
Coding region: 503-862 (119 amino acids)
Source: RefSeq, a predicted model, not a curated record